Molecule: messenger RNA, 1240 nt
Organism: Culicoides brevitarsis
Lineage: Eukaryota; Metazoa; Arthropoda; Insecta; Diptera; Ceratopogonidae
Product: luciferin sulfotransferase-like
Exons: 4
Coding region: 163-1143 (326 amino acids)
Biological process (GO): sulfation
Cellular component (GO): cytoplasm
Molecular function (GO): sulfotransferase activity
Source: RefSeq, a predicted model, not a curated record
UGUAAAAAUUUUGUUGACAACGAACAUGUUCUUCGUACACACAAAUCAUGUUCUCCAUUCAUGUUUCCAAAGAAAAGCAAAAAAAAAUCUCACGUACGCGUAAAAACUUUCAAUAAAUAAAAAUAAGAUCACAAAUUGUCUCUCGUCAGUUCUUCGUCAACCAUGCUGGAGUUUGAACCUGUUGGUCCCGUCAAAAUCGACUGUUUUGGCGCAAACACUCACAUUUACGUGAGCAUCAAUCGCUCCAAUAACAACGAUGAAUUAGGAGAAAAGCGAGAAAUCCCCAAAAAAAUGGUAAUUCUCGAAAAAUAUCGAAAAAUGGCGCCACGAAUUAAGGAAAUGGAAGUUUAUGACGACGACGUUUGGGUUGUAUCGUUUCCAAAAUGCGGCACGACAUGGACUCAGGAGAUGGUUUGGCUUUUGAACAACAAUCUCAACUUUGUCGAGGCGAAAAAGGUCAACUUGCUACAGAGAUUUCCGUUUUUAGAAUUGAGCGGCGUUUUGUCUCAAAUCCCGGAUGGAUCGGAAGACGUGAUUUUUAACGCACCAAGACCGCGUCAUAUCAAAAGUCACUUGAACGUCGAUUUAUUACCCGACAAAAUUUGGUCCAGUCAAGCCAAAAUUAUUUACGUGGCACGCAAUCCAAAAGAUGCAGCAAUCUCCUUUUUUCAUCAUUAUCGGAAUCUCGUGGGGUAUCCGGGCACAAAAGAAGACUUUUUAGACGCCUAUAUGGAAGGAAAAAUCAUUUACGCGCCAUUUUUCGACCAUCUUCUCGGUUUUUGGGACAUCCGAAAGCGAGAAAAUGUUCUUUUUCUCACUUACGAAGACAUGAAACGCGAUAUUAUGGGAGCUCUGAGGAAAACAAGCGACUUUUUGGGCAAAUCUUAUACUGAGGAGCAAUUAAUGCAGGCAGCGGAUCAUUUAUCACUCAAAAAUAUGAGAAACAAUCCUGCAUGCAAUAACGACGAACUCGUACGAGAAGCGCGAAAAUUCAACAAAAUGUCAAGCGAAACGGAAUACAAGUUCAUUCGCAAGGGAGAAACGAAGGCUUUUGAACAGGAAAUGAGCGACGAGUACAAAGCCAAGUUCGAUAAAUGGAUCGCUGAGUCACUCAAAGGCACGGAUUUUCCGUUCAAGUAUUAAAAACUGACCUGUUUCUUGUAAAUUCGCAAUAAAUCUCCUUGAUUUGUCGUGUCACUUCGGAGUUUUUUGAGCUCUGACAGGAUAUCAGCUGUUCGAA